This is a messenger RNA of Alternaria alternata, 792 nucleotides long. RefSeq lists its product as hypothetical. The record is from RefSeq and is a predicted model, not a curated record. NCBI's taxonomy places the organism in Eukaryota, Fungi, Ascomycota, Dothideomycetes, Pleosporales, Pleosporaceae. Bases 265 to 705 code for a protein of 146 amino acids. The transcript has a single exon.
AGGCGAGACAGGAGUGCGGGGAUGGAACCUUCAUCACCUGGCGGAGUCUAAGGGCACGCGAUAGUACCUAUUCCCGAUGAGGAAGCGGCACCUAGGUAUGUUCCUGCCCUUCGCAAAUCUCAGAGUUUCAGAGCGUCCAUAGGUGAGCACAAGACUUUUCGUCACGUAAUCAUCGUACGCUCGUCUCGCCUCGCCUCAUCCUGCCCCUGCGUUUGUCUUCCAUCUCCAUCGCAUAUCCGAGCCAAAAAAUAUACCACGCAUUGCAUGGAUGUACCUCAUUCCCAUAUGCUUCUGAUGAAGCGCACACGCGACCAGCUAAGAUCUCACAAGCCUCUGCAUCUAGAUCUAUCUCUGUUAAUUUCCAUGGUUCUACCCUGCUGCGCAUUUCCAUUUUCACCGAACGCGAAACCUAGAGUCAGCGCACUAGGCAUUUCCCCAGCAUCAGCAAUCCCUUCAUAUAGGAGCAAAGCGUGCGUACCUGUCACUUCGCGCAGCCGGGUGAACGGGAAUCGUGCAUUUGCUAGGAUACGACCCCGUUUUCACGGCGUCGGAUUUUCUCCGCCAGACACCAUCCAUGACGUACCCGUGGACUUUUACUGUACCGAUUGGUGGAAAUCCUUCAACACGAACGUUGCAGGCUACCCCAUACUAUCCACUCUGCACCCACAAGCCACGAAAGGAAAUUAUGGGGUAGAAGUCCGGUAAACCGUCGUCUGGAUGGCAUGUAAUCUAGGGAAGGAGAAGAUCGGGGGAUAUAGUUCCAGAGUAUAAAGGUAGUAUACAUCCUUCGUU